AUGCAUCGAAUCCUACUCUCUUUAUAGAUGUUUACUCAAUCAUAGCUGGCAUUUGUUGCAUUUUUGUGAUUGGCAGAUCAUAUGUUGUCGCAUAUUUGGGUCUCAGAACAGCUCAAAGCUUGUUCGAUCAAAUUAUCAAUAGCAUAUUGCAUGCUCCGAUGUCAUUCUUUGACACUACUCCAUCAGGAAGAAUAUUAAGUCGAGUACAGUAUCUUCCUUCACCCAAUUCUGAUUUAAUGCUCUUCAUUCUCUGUUAUCCGAGAGCAAUAUUCAGCUACCCGAAAAGGUAAGUCAAUCGAGUAAAGAACCUUCUGUUGUUGAAUCAACUAAGGUUGGUGAAAGAUUUUCCGGAACGCUUUCAAGCUUUAAUGAUAACUUCACUUCUUUUUAUAAUGUGACCCCUAGAUAUGCUAAAAUAAGAGCAGAUGCAAAUGGUUCUGCCAAAGGACAAAUUAUUGUGUGGCAGAAUAUUGAGCUCAUUAGUGAUCGACCUCUGGAAACAAUGUUGAAAGAGUUUAAGCAAUUGAAAGAAGAGUAUCCAGACAAGAUACUAAUUGCUUCUAUCAUGGAAGAAUACAACAAAGCUGCUUGGGAGGAACUUAUUCACAGAUGUGAGGAAACUGGAAUUGAUGCCUUUGAAAUCAACUUCUCGUGUCCCCAUGGUAUGCCAGAACGUAGAAUGGGUGCUGCUAUUGGUCAAGAUUGUGAUCUCUUGGCGGAGGUUUGUUGAUGGAUCAAUGUUGUAGCCACAAUUCCAGUUUGGGCAAAGAUGACCCCUAAUAUCACCGACAUU
Molecule: messenger RNA, 793 nt
Organism: Solanum lycopersicum (tomato)
Lineage: Eukaryota; Viridiplantae; Streptophyta; Magnoliopsida; Solanales; Solanaceae
Source: RefSeq, a predicted model, not a curated record